AAUGCCAGGUGCUUGUGAAGAAAUUAUUGAUGAUAUAGAAGAUUUAAUAUCUUCACAAGAUAUAACGCCUAAAGAGAGAUAUUCCAGUAGAAAAAAUGUGAGUGUACGGUCAAAAAAACGGGAGAAGGAUGCUGAGCCUGUGGAAAAAGUUAUAUUAGAAAGUGUCGUUCCAGGAACACAAACAAUCUACGUGAAGACAUGGGGUUGUGCGCACAACAACUCAGACUCGGAGUACAUGGCAGGACUGCUGGCUGCGGCCGGCUACCCCCUCACCGAGGACAAGUGGCAAGCCCAGCUGUGGUUACUUAACUCCUGCACUGUGAAGAGUCCUUCUGAGGACCAUUUCAAAAAUGAGGUGGAACUUGGCAAAAGCCGCGGCAUACAUGUAGUAGUGGCGGGCUGCGUGCCGCAAGGGGCCCCUCGCGCCGGCUACCUGCAGGGCAUCAGUGUAGUUGGAGUGCAGCAGAUUGACAGGAUUGUUGAGCUUGUAGAAGAGACACUAAAAGGCCACACAGUUCGCCUGCUCGGCCAAAAGAAGACCUCCACAGGCCGCAAAGCAGGUGGCGCCUCCCUCCUCCUCCCCAAAGUCAGGAAGAACCCCCUCAUCGAGAUCAUCCCCAUCAACACGGGCUGUCUCAACCAGUGCACAUACUGCAAAACUAAACAUGCCCGAGGAGAACUGGGCAGCUAUCCUCCUGAGGAGAUCGUGGAGCGGGCGAGGCAGAGCUUUGAGGAGGGGGUGGUGGAGAUCUGGCUCACUAGCGAGGAUACAGGCACGUACGGUCGCGACAUAGGCACAUCCCUCCCCGCUCUACUCUGGCGCCUGGUGCAGGCGAUCCCCGAGGGCUGCAGGGUGCGACUGGGCAUGACGAACCCCCCGUACAUCUUGGAACACUUGGCCGAGGUGGCCAAGGUGAUACAGCACCCGAGAGUGUACAAGUUCCUCCAUGUGCCCGUUCAGUCGGGCAGCGACGCAGUACUUGCUGACAUGAAGAGGGAAUACUCCUGCGCAGACUUUGAACACGUCGUAAAUUUUCUUAGAAAAGAAGUUCCCGGCAUGACCAUAGCCACAGACAUAAUCUGCGGGUUCCCCACGGAAACGGAAGUGGACUUCGAGCACACCAUGACGCUAUGCCGGAAGUACCGCUUCCCUUCACUCUUCAUCAACCAGUUUUUUCCCCGUCCGGGCACGCCUGCUGCUAAAAUGACCAAGGUACCCGGCCAAGAGGUAAAAAAGCGAACGAAGAUGCUCUCCGAAUUCUUCCGCUCGUACGAGCCGUACGGCCACAAAGUCGGCGAAACACAACAAGUGCUCGUCACCGACAUAUCGCACGACAAAAACUAUUUCGUGGCCCACAACGAAUUUUACGAACAAGUGUUAGUACCGAAGGAAGAGAAAUAUAUGGGGAAAAUGCUAACUGUCAAAAUUACGGCGGCUACGAAAUACUCUAUGAUGGGCCAGCCCAUAGACAAGCCAAAGAUGCCCGGUUUGACAGCUCCGUUAAAAAAAGGUGAGGUCUCUGGGCUCUAUGGGGUUGAGAAAAAGAAAAUGGCGGUGCCUUUGCCGAUAUAUGUUCUGAUAUUUGCGGUGGUGUUGAGGCUGAUCUGGUUUUUCUUAUAGUAUUUUGUAAAUAAAAUUGUUUUAAG
This is a messenger RNA of Cydia amplana, 1647 nucleotides long. RefSeq names its product threonylcarbamoyladenosine tRNA methylthiotransferase. NCBI's taxonomy places the organism in Eukaryota, Metazoa, Arthropoda, Insecta, Lepidoptera, Tortricidae. Gene Ontology annotation, biological process: tRNA methylthiolation. The transcript is spliced from 8 exons. Gene Ontology annotation, cellular component: endoplasmic reticulum. The record is from RefSeq and is a predicted model, not a curated record. Gene Ontology annotation, molecular function: 4 iron, 4 sulfur cluster binding; tRNA (N(6)-L-threonylcarbamoyladenosine(37)-C(2))-methylthiotransferase activity. Bases 2 to 1621 code for a protein of 539 amino acids.